Messenger RNA from Zea mays, 2299 nucleotides. RefSeq lists its product as uncharacterized. The record is from RefSeq and is a predicted model, not a curated record. Lineage: Eukaryota; Viridiplantae; Streptophyta; Magnoliopsida; Poales; Poaceae. The coding region runs from base 158 to 916 and encodes 252 amino acids. The transcript is spliced from 9 exons. Gene Ontology annotation, molecular function: RNA binding.
CGCAGUGCAACUGUGCAAACCUAGAAGAAUCGGCAGCUUCUGUGGACCCCUCUCCCACUCCCCUCCGGCCCUCCCCUCCCACCUCACAUCCCUUCUUGCUUCUCGCCUCCCCACCCUUCAUCCACCCGCCGCUCCUCAAGCCCCAAGCUCCGGCGAUAUGUCACGCUUCGGUCGAUCCGGUCCGCCGCCGCCGAUCCGCGACACAUAUUCACUCCUCGUCCUCAACAUCACCUUCCGCACGACUGCUGAUGACCUCUUCCCGCUCUUCGACAAGUACGGCGAGAUUGUCGACAUCUACAUCCCAAGGGACCGCAGGACUGGCGACUCGCGCGGAUUCGCGUUCGUGAGGUACAAGUACGAGGACGAGGCACAGAAGGCAGUUGAUAGGCUCGAUGGGAGAUUGGUAGACGGGAGGGAGAUCAUGGUGCAGUUUGCCAAGUACGGUCCAAAUGCUGAACGGAUUAAUAAAGGGAGAAUAAUGGAGCCAGUUCCAAGGCCCAGGGGCCGUUCCAGAAGCCGCAGUCCAAGACGGAGGUACCGUGAUGAUUAUCGAGAUGACUACCAGGAUAGAGAUUAUAGAAGGCGAAGCCGUAGCCAGAGUAGAGAUAGAUACGCCCGUGACAGGUACAGAGAUAGGGAUUACCGCCAUCGUAGCCUGAGUCGCAGGUACAGUCCUGAUGAUUACAAGAAGCGUGGGAGAGACAGUUUGUCUCCUGCACGAAGAAGCCCUAGUCAUAGCCGCAGCCGCAGUUACACUCCUGAUGAUUACAAGAGGCGUGGCAAAGACAGCAGCGCAUCACCUGCAAGUAGGAGCCCUAGUCGCUCCCCUCCUCGCAAGACGCCACCUUCUCCUAAGAGAUCUCCUGUCAGGCACAAUGAUGACCGGUCUCCACGCUCACGGAGCCCUUCAACAUAAGCACAAUUCACUUGCAAAGCAUCUUGAACAGCUCAGGAUGAAUGGACUUGCUCUGAUCCUAUGUGUGUGUGGCUAUGCUUGUGCUCAAUGGUGGGCACUUUUCAGUUAAAGUUUUGUAGUGCUGUCUGUCAGUUGCUGCCUCAAACUUGGAAUACUACUUCUGUUUGGCACCUGAACUGCUUAUCAAAAACUUUAUGUAUACCAGUUACAUUCCACUUUUAACCUUCAUAUUAGUAUUACCAUAUUAUAACUGUCUUUUCAGUAUUUAGUACUUACUAUUCAUGGUGACUUGCACCUUUCUAGUUACAUGGAGUGAAGAUAUGCUGGCUGAUAUGCGGUCAACAUGCACGUAGCUUACUGUUGAAGUUGAUAUAAUCUGUGCUGUUUGCGUUGUUGAUGAUGAUGGCUGAUGAGAUGAUGGAACUGCAGCUGACUGCACAAUUUGCUGCUGUCUGCACCUAUUAUGCUGACAAGUAAGAUUCCAAUGAUUUAGCUGAAUUCAGUGUUCCCAUUUUUCGUGUCAUAAAAUGCAUGACACCACGAAUCUUGAAUCUACAUGCUUAGGUGUUAACACCCUUUUAAUAUUUUGGUUUAGAAGUGUCUGCACUGAUUUAUCAUAGAUCUGUUUUGGGGUUGUUGGAUCAUAAGCCUACAUGUGCAUUAUUAAUUGUUGCAUGCACUGGUUGUGCUGUCAAUGCAUUUCUGCCAUUUGCCAGACAUGUCUUGUAAAGAAAAGCAUAAGCUCAGUCUUACUUUUGGAAACUGUUCCAUUGUCUUGAGUAGAGGUGAGUGUUGUACUGUUGUUUAAGCUGUAUACACACUCGUGUCAUAAUGCCGUUGUAGUGCAAUCCAAGUUCAUUGACAUGAUCACGAGUCAUAAAAGGGUAUCUUUUACCCCAAGUGUUCAUUAAUCUCACCUACUUAUGCUUGCAAGUUAAUGAUUUGCAUGAAAUAAGGAAGUUCUCUGCAUUAAUGUAUCGAGAGUAGGAAAGGUAUGAUGGCAUGUGAGUAUUUGGAUUUGUUGGUGCUCUUUACCCUUCUUCAGCAAUAGAAGGCGUGGGGAGAAGUUUCAGCGACAGAAAUGCCUGACUAGUUGAUUGAUCUUCUGGAUCUGAAUGCUGAUGAUUUGCUUCAAAGACUUAGUCUCAUGUAGUCAUGUCAUUUGUGGAGUCUGCUGACCCAUCAGGCUCUGGAUUUUGUAACACGAACUUUGAUAUGCUUCUGUGAAAAAAAAUGGGUAACCUUACAUAAGUGUUUAGACGGUUUAGUGGUGUUCUGCUCUUUUCUUUACGGUACUGAAAAACAUUGACUGUUAGUUGGGUUGUUAACCUGGUUGAAUGUUAUACACACUUAGUUCAGCUGAAUUAAAUUGUUUAUUUGAUU